CAGCCGGUUAAAACGCGGCACGGCCUCCGUCUAUUCCUUGAGGGUGGCUGAGACGGCGGCUGCAGCAGCAGGUUUCAGUCAAGGAGUUGGAGGGAGCUUGUUCAAGAAGUUAUGGAUCAUGCUCGAUCAGCAAUCUCCAACUUGUUUGGGAGUGGGCCGCUGUCAUACACCCGUUUCAGUCUGGCUCGUCAAAUGGAUGGAGACAGUAGUCAUGUGGAAAUGAAACUGGCUGAAGAGGAGGAAGUUGGAGAAAAUGGAAUGACUGACAACGUUCAUACCCAUGUAGCAAAGCCCAGGAAUAGUGGGAGAAACCUCUGGUGCAAGGUUGCUGCAGGAGGCCUCCUCUUCUUAAUUGGGUUUCUGAUUGGCUACUUGAGUUACCGUGGGCGAAUGCAGGCAACCAGCACUUGUUCAGAUGGAAGUAAUGCAUGUGGAAACCCUGCCAUCACACCUUCCGCAGGAGAUGACGAGUACAUGGAAGAGCCUGAAAUUGAACCUGUUCUUUACUGGAAUGAUCUCAAAAUGAUGCUGUCAGAUAAGCUGAGAGAUGUAAACUUCAACAACAUCAGGAAGCUGUCAUCUUAUGAAGCUGGCUCUGAAACAGAUGAAAGUCUUGCUAACAAUAUUCAUGGUCAGUUAACUGAUUUCAAACUGGAUAAAGUCUGGAAUGAUGAGCACUACGUUACACUGCAGGUCCAGGGAAGCUCACCAAAUAAAGUGACUAUUGAGUCUUCAACUGAAACACCACUGGAAAUUACUGAUGGAUAUGUGGCAUACAGUGCAAGGGCAACAGCAACAGGUAAACUAGUCUAUGCUAACUAUGGCCAGGCAGAGGACUUCCAGGAACUAAAUAAAAUGGAUAUCCCCGUAAAUGGAUCUGUGGUCCUUGUCAGAGCUGGGAAAAUUUCUUUUGCUGAGAAGGUUGCCAAUGCCGAAGGCUUAAAUGCAGUAGGUGUCUUGAUAUACCCUGAUCCUGCUGAUUACAAACUCCAGAAUAAUGAGGUUCUCUUUGGACAUGCUCAUCUAGGAACAGGUGACCCUUUUACCCCUGGCUUCCCUUCAUUCAACCACACUCAGUUCCCACCAGCUAAAUCUUCUGGACUCCCAGGCAUUCCUGUCCAAACGAUCUCUAGUGCUGCUGCAGCCAACUUGUUCAGGAAAAUGAAUGGCGAAGACCCCCCUAAAGAGUGGAGAGGUAACCUCUUGGUUUACAAAAUGAGGUCACAGAACACUGAUGGAACCAAAGUGACACUUGAAGUAAACAAUCAAAUGGUAGAGAGAAAAAUUCAUAACAUCUUUGGCGUUAUCCAGGGUUUUGAUGAACCAGAUCAGUAUGUUGUGAUUGGAGCCCAACGAGAUUCCUGGGGUCCUGGAGCGGCAAAGGCUGGUGUGGGAACAAUCAUGCUGCUGGAGCUUGCCCGUGCAAUUUCUUCUAUGGUAAAAACAGGUGGCUAUAAGCCCAGAAGAAGCAUUGUCUUUGCCAGCUGGAGCGCAGGAGAAUUUGGAGCUGUUGGUAUCACUGAAUGGUUGGAGGGCUAUUCUGCUACACUGCACACCAAAGCCUUUGCAUACAUCAAUCUGGAUGCUGCAGUUGUAGGUUCAAACAACUUCAGGAUUUCUGCCAGCCCAAUGCUGUACAAAGUCAUGGAGCAGACUCUGAUGGGGGUGAAGCAUCCAGUAAAUGGGAGAAGUCUGUAUGACAACAUUGGUUCUGACUGGGCCAAAAAAGUUGUUCCUUUUCGUAUGGAUAAUGCAGCCUUCCCUUUUCUAGCAUAUGCAGGAAUCCCAGCCGUUUCAUUCAGUUUCUAUGAUGAUGAGGAAGGGUAUCCCUUCUUGGGCACCAAGCAGGACAGUUGGCGCAAUCUUGCCUUAUCUGUAACUCCUCUGGAAGAGUUGCUUCGGACAGCUACAGAAGUGGCUGGCCAGAUGGCUAUUAAGAUGACACAUGAUCACCAAUUUUACCUGGACUAUGAGCAAUACAACCAGGAAUUGCUCAAGUUCAUAAUGAAGAUUAGUCCAUAUAAACAAGAGAUAAAAGAAAUGAAUCUGACCCUUCAGUGGCUGUAUUCUGCCCGUGGAGACUUCAGUCGAGCUACAGAUGCACUGACCAGAGACUUCAAAAACACUGACCUUAACAACAGGCUCCUCUGCCACAUGAUAAAUGACCGCAUCAUGAAAGUGGAGUACCACUUCCUUUCUCCAUACGUCUCUCCGAAGGAUACUCCUCUACGUCAUAUCUUCUUUGGCUCUGGUUCCCAUACUCUGUCAGCUUUGCUGGAUCACUUGAGCCUCCGGAAGACCAACCCAAGUGCCUUUAACCCAGACCUGUUCAAGAACCAACUGGCCCUGGCAACCUGGACUAUUCAGGGUGCUGCUAAUGCCUUAUCUGGUGACAUUUGGAACAUAGACAAUGAGUUUUAAAUGCAUAAACCUUGAUGCUGGGGUGCAGAAACAGGGAACCCCACUCUUCCUCAAUGACACUGAGUAAACAUUUACACUAAAUCUAUUGACCGUAUUUGGAAACCUACAUUUUGAUCAAGUAAACUUCAAAUUUGAUUUUGAUCGGGAAACAUCACAAGCAGCUGUUUAAGCAGGGAUUUCAGUCUAUCCCCACUAAACCUGCAUCUCCCUCAGAACAAGAGGUUCCUCUGAUUACAGUAUAAUCUCACUAAAAACACUACUGCUUGUGGUGCUGCCUUUCUAUUAUGCUUGAGAACAAACAGGUCAGACUAAUUAAAGCAAGACAUAGUCUACUCAAAUCUAAAUUCUGAUCUAAAACUAAACUGGUACCUUUGAGUGGGGAGGUACAGUUAAACUCAGGUAGACAAUGUUGGCUUUCCCUUUUGAGGUCAGUCUUAAAGUUAGUGAAGGCAGAAGAUCGCCUUCAUAACAGUUUAUGGGGAAAUUCAUAAGUGCUUCCAGCCUCCCUUCUGGGGCCAUGAAGACACCUUGACCUCAAGUAAAAAAGCUGAUUUUUCCACACAGUAGUAGCCCUUAGCUGCUGAAAUAGUCAGGAAGUUCUGAAGUGUCUAGCUACCCUAAUGCAUUGAGUUACCAUGUGAAUGAACAUAUUGACUUCCUGGGAAGAGGUGACUUAAAGACUAAACCCCUUACAGAAACUUGCAUCACAAAGGGGAGGUGAAAUCCAGAGAUUAAUUUGUCCCCUUGAGUGUCCUGGCAGUCUUUCAGAUAAAACAGGCCACAUGGUAACCAAUAGCUUUGGAUGGCUACAGCGGACACUUCAGACCCUGUUGCUGUGAGGCCUUUCAUGAAAUCAAGAGUCUUUACUUGCCAAAUUUUUGUUUGGCAAAGUAAGUUGGGCAACUCAAGGAAGGCUCUCAUUUGGCACUGAGAUAUUUAUUUUUUAUUUAUUUAUCAGUGACAGAGUUCACUAUAAAUGGUGUGUUUUUUUUAUAGAAGAUAAUUAUCGGAAGCAGUGCCUUCCAUAAUUAUGACAGUUAUACUGUCGUUUUUGAAUAAAAGCAGCAUCUGCUAUUACAAUCGAACAUGAUACUGGAAUUUUGCAUUCAAAUUUUAAAAGGAAGCAAUGGUCCAUGAAACUUAAAUCUAUUAGAAAAUUACCAAUUCAGCUUUCCAUGUUUUUCAGACAUGGAAAACACAUGGAGAUCUUGAGUAAGCAUUUAAUCUGGUACUAAAAGUGCUCAUUUCUAAAGUGACUCCUGAAAACCCCAAAAUUUUGAGAUGCAGACAAAUUAAAAAUAACUGCAAUUAAGCUUCCCUUGGACUUACUGCCUAGCCCUGAGGUCAUGCUUCUCUUCCCCUGCUUCUCUUCCCCUGCUUCAGUUGAUGACCUCUGUAGCUUAUACAGGGAGUGCAGCUCCGUAACCUACUUUAGGCCUUGAUUAAUGCAAGAAAAGCACCUCUGAGCUUGGCAGGUAAGACCUUUCAAUUAACCUUUAAGGAUGCAUUAAUUGGGUUAACCAUAGCCCUGGCUCCACCCUUGCUAAGCCUAGGGUGUUGUACACAAAUGCAGACUUGUACCUCUAAGAUCAGGCAGCAAUUCAAUCACAUGGCAGCUUUGCUGCAAAAUUUCCAGUACCUUAUGUAUCAUGAAAACCUAACUCAUUAUCGGGAGCAGUGUCUCCCAUAAUGUAUAAAGAACAAGGUAGUUUUUGCCUACCAAGGUGUUAUAUCGGAGGCAGUGAUCUCCAUAUGUUGCACUAAGGGUGUACGUAAUUAUCGGGAACAGUGUUUCCCAUAAUUUUCUUAUGCUUAUCAUGCAAUGACAUCUACAGAGCUUGAUGGUUAGUAUCUAACAUGUAUCCUCAAAUUCCUGCAGUUCUAGUUCCACUUUCCUGUGUGUUGCAGAUGCAAAUACUAGUGUGUAUUAUGCACGUGACUUUUUUUAAACCCACUCUGUAGGUUAAACUGUUUCAAGUUGUUGUGCUGUAUGUAAUCUCUCUAGGUACGUGACUGCUGGGUCUGACUAUUUAGCAAAUAUUAGACUAGUAAGGCUGUUCGAUUUAUCUUAGAAAGGUGAAGGGAAUUGACUAUAAAGGCUUGAGGAAUUGCUAAGGGGAACAUAUGGUGCUGGAUUUUGACAACUCCACUGUUUAGUGGGCUACAUUCAGUCUCAUAUGGUAUGUCUAAGCCAGUACAAUUUGAUUUUGUACUUGUUAAUAUCAAUCUAACUAGCAUCCCGAGACUAGUCAAUUCAGCAGACAGCAAGGCUCUAGGGGUCCCAUCUGCUCCCUAAUCAAAGACUAAGACUUCCUUGUUCCUUCAAAUAUGUUAGUACUUCACUGGUAAGUUCCUCAAGCCUAUUUAGGUUCUAUUAAAUGCUGCUGUCUCUAGCUGCAGCCAAAAAGCAUAUCCUACUAAAGCGCUCACCCUGCCCCAUUACAACAGGGUGCUGGUCUGAGCCCCCAGUGUGGCCCACCUGCAUACAACUGGGUUUAGACUCCUGGUGCCUGUGCUGGAGCUGAAUCUGCAGAGAACUUAGACCAGACCUGUUUAGUGGCAGCUCAGGGAUGGGGGAGUAGCUAUUGCAAUUUGAGGCUAAAAUAAGCCCUUGAGACUUCAUUAAUGAGCUUUGGAGUAGCUUGGUCCUGGCCAUCAUGAAAGACCGAGCUAAAUUCAAGUGCAUACACUAAAAUCUUCUGCUCUGAUGGCAUCAGCAGCAACCUUGAUACUACUUACAAGGAGGUGACCAUGUGGCACUCAAACAAGUGAUAGGACGAAGUCUCAAUCCUGUUUGACUGAAACUCAUGUGCUUGGAAGUUGUUGCCACAGCACUUGCAUGCAUCUUGAAUUGGAUUCUGUAAACUUUGCCUGCUACUAAGCAUAUGAAUAAGACAAACUCUGUCCUGUAGCUAGAUGAAUCAUAACUGAUUACUACAGGUUCCGUUCAUACUGUCUUGCUCUUGUACUGAAAUUUGACUUUGGGAUGGGAUAUUAAUUUGCUUUGUUCCUGAAUUACCUGCUGUCUCAUUAAAUAAAACUUGAAAGCUUC
This is a messenger RNA of Emys orbicularis (European pond turtle), 5473 nucleotides long. It is a transcript of the gene TFRC, whose product is annotated as transferrin receptor. NCBI's taxonomy places the organism in Eukaryota, Metazoa, Chordata, Testudines, Emydidae. Gene Ontology annotation, biological process: transferrin transport; intracellular iron ion homeostasis. Bases 112 to 2421 code for a protein of 769 amino acids. Gene Ontology annotation, molecular function: transferrin receptor activity. Gene Ontology annotation, cellular component: external side of plasma membrane. The transcript has 19 exons. The record is from RefSeq and is a predicted model, not a curated record.